AAACACCAACAAUGAAGAAACAGAGAAAUUACGGGGAAAAGGAAAACGACGACAUAAAGAAGUCAAGAGCUCCUGUCCUGCUCUGUUCCCAAUUCUGAUCCCUCCUUCGCCUCUGUUCUCGUUCCCCUUCCAUUGGAUUCGCCAUAGCCAGAGUAACCCAUCUUACAGGAGGGACAGGAGCUCGAGUUUCCGCGGUUCUGACCGUUUCUUGCCCACCGCCCUCCCCAAAAUCUCAGAUUUCUCUUUGCUUUCCCUUCGUGCCAUCUCCGAGCAGUCAUCAUGAACGAGAAGGCCAAUGUCUCCAAAGAGCAGAACGACAGGCACCGAAAGAUCCUUGAAGGACUUCUCAAAUUGCCAGAGAACAAGGAAUGCGCCGACUGUAAAGCUAAGGGUCCAAGAUGGGCCAGUGUGAACUUGGGCAUUUUCGUCUGCAUGCAGUGUUCUGGCAUCCAUAGAAGUCUUGGAGUCCACAUAUCCAAGGUCCGAUCUGCCACGUUGGAUACAUGGCUUCCCGAGCAAGUUGCGUUUAUUCAGUCUAUGGGAAACGAGAAAGCAAAUAGCUAUUGGGAAGCCGAACUACCUCCAAAUUAUGAUAGGGUCGGGAUUGAAAAUUUUAUCCGUGCAAAGUAUGAAGAGAAGCGGUGGGUUGCAAAGGAUGGGAAGUCAAAAUCACCAUCAAUAGUGCAGGAAGAGAAGACUUCUAAUUAUGUACCGAAAUCUGCUGUUACAAAUGCCCAUUCAUACACAAAUAGCUCGGAGAAUCUUUUCGAGGAAAGGAAGAAUGCCCUUCAAGCUGCAAGUACAAAAUCGACUAUUCCGGCUGGAAAAGUUAGUCUUCCUAGUCCCCCUAAAGGACCUGGACAGGUAACUCCUGUUGUAAAGCCUGCGGAGCCAGAACCAUCUGUGGAGCCCAUUGAAACUCCGGAACUGAUCACAGAUGCUGCACCAGCUGCUGCCUCUCCCCCAAAAGUUGAUUUUGCCACCGAUCUUUUUGGCAUGUUAUCGAUGGAUGGCCCUAGUGAAAAUGUGCCUGAGGCAGCUCCAACUGAUGAUUGGGCAGGUUUCCAGUCUGCUGGAGCAGCAUCAACAGCUGAGAAAGAGAAAUCUGGUUCUCCAGAGGCUGUUGAAAGCACUACCAGCCAAAAGACUUCUGAGAUCGAGGACCUCUUCAAGGACACAUCUACAGCGACCCCUGCUCCAGAGAAACCUCAGAAAGAUGUGAAAAAUGAUAUCAUGAGCCUAUUCGAGAAGUCCAACUCGGUGUCACCGUUUGCGAUGCAUCAGCAACAGCUGGCUAUGCUUGCACAGCAUCAGUCCCUUCUGAUGGCUGCUUCUGCAGCCAAAUCUGCUGGUGGAGACCCGAAAUCUACUGCCGGUUCUCAACAAGCCAUUUCUGCAAUGCAUCAGCAACAGCUGGCUAUGCUAGCACAGCAUCAGUCUCUUCUAAUGGCCGCUGCUUCAGCCAAAUCAGUGGGUGGAGAUGCAAAAUCUACUACCAGUUCUCAACAAACCGCUUCUAACAGUACGAACGUAGCUGCCAUGAAUUGGCCAAAUGUUGGAUAUCAGAUUCCAGGAAUGACGAUGCCUGUUAGUGGGCAAGUGGAUCUACAGCAACUUAUGCAGGGAAGGAGCAUGGCAACAUUAAAUCCCUCGGGGAGCUCCAUGCCAUAUCCAUCAUCAGGGUUGUACACACGGGGUCAGCCAGCGGCGUUUAAUGGUACGACGGGCGCCGGGGCAAGUAAACCGCAGACAUCCUCCCCAAUUACGUCAUCAUCUUCUUCUCCAACUAAGUCCGGAAAGGACUACGAUUUCUCGUCUUUGACUCAAGGAAUGUUCACGAAACAGUGAAAGACUGAUGAUACGAACUUACACACACAGUCGCCUUGAGGGAGUCUCUCUCUCGCACUCGGGAGUUGUACAUUUCGGGCAGCUAUAUUUGUACCAUCGAUAGGCUUCAGAGGGGAAUAAGAAUGUAUUUGGGAUUGAAAUGGGAUUAUUUCUACAUGCCUUCUUUAGAUUAAAAUUUUCAUUUUUAUUUUGCUAAAUGAUUCUCUGUACUUGAAUAUACCAUUUUUUUGGAGUUUACUAUGAUUCGGUAGUGUAAUGAGCCACGGUCGCGGAUUUUGUUUUAAGAA
This is a messenger RNA of Punica granatum (pomegranate), 2135 nucleotides long. NCBI's taxonomy places the organism in Eukaryota, Viridiplantae, Streptophyta, Magnoliopsida, Myrtales, Lythraceae. The record is from RefSeq and is a predicted model, not a curated record.